UUCACGGGCGCCAUACAAUAGAAGGGCGUCAGCGGUGAUGGGCGGGGCUAGGAUGAUGGGAUGGAAACAGCGCUGAUGUUACACGACAUCGGAAGUCUGGCUUCUACCUUUCAUCCUGUCCCUCAGCAACAACCCGGCAACUCUCAGCUUAUCCGUUCCUGUAUGUAGCUUUAUUGUCACUAUGAUCUGGCUCCUGCUUCUCAGCCCCCUCUGCCUCCUUCUGCACGGGGCGGGUGCCAUCUCCUUCUAUCUGCCUCCUGGGAGCAAGAAGUGCCUGAAGGAAGAGAUCCAUAAAGAUGUGCUGGUGACCGGGGACUACGAGGUUGCCGAGCAGCAGCCUGCACUGAUCACCCACCUCAGGGUUACGGACUCAGCAGGACAUAUUCUAUAUUCCAAAGAGGAGGCAAAGAAGGGGAAAUUUGCCUUCACUACAGAUGAUUAUGAAGUGUAUGAAGUUUGCUUUGAAAGCACAGGCUCAUCUGAUGCUCUGAGAUCUGCAGAUCAGCUAAUUAUACUGAAUGUGAAACAUGGUGUGGAAGCUAAGAAUUAUGAGGAUCUGGCUAAAGCAGAGAAGCUGAAACCACUGGAGGUGGAGUUGAGGCGCCUUGAGGACCUGUCAGACUCUAUUGUCAAAGACUUCACUUACAUGAAGAGAAGAGAAGAAGAAAUGAGAGACACAAAUGAGUCAACCAGCCUCCGUGUCCUCUACUUCAGUAUGUUCUCCAUGUUUUGUCUUGUUGCUCUUGCUACCUGGCAAGUCUUUUAUCUGCGGAGAUUCUUCAAGGCUAAGAAACUCAUCGAGUGAUUUGUGGAGUGAGAUGAGAUUUUAAUAACAGGCACAAAAAACACAUUCUUUUGCCAAGGAACUGUAAAGAAUUGUAAAUCUGAAGUGCAGGUGGUUCUUGUAUGAUUGGAGGUUCCUUAUAGUCAGAUAUACAUUAAAUAUGACCAAGUUGAAGAUAAUGGGAGGGGGGUGCUUAUGGAAACCAGGUGCACAGUUAACUGCAGACAGAUACGUUGUCACUUUACAAAAAAAAGAAUGUCUGGUUGCUCAGGUUACGUCAUCUUUGUAUCACAUGAACAAGCUCCCCAGUAUUCAAGUAAGUCACAAGUAUAUACUGAGGAGAUUCUCCAGUUCUGGCUGUUACAUAAAUUAUGAAGAGAUUCAAUGUUUUCAGUGAGGUAAGAAUAAGGCGGAUUUCUCAUUUCCCAGAUCUGUUACAGACUUUACAUGCCACAUCUGGAAUCCUUUCCUCCUAGGGGUAUUUAUAAUCCAGUAAUACCAGUGUCCCCACUUCUAAUAUUGACAUGCCCUUGUGUAUGCAUGGAUUCCCAUUUCUGUAUGGAAAAUAUGAAUGUUACAUUGUGUGAGCAAGUAUUGUGCUGUGUCAUUGUACGAGAACUAUCUCUGUAUUCCUGAGAUACACAAAUCACUGACCAUCACCCAGACGCCCUGCAAUAAACUGUACCUGGUAUUUUCUGUGAACAUGAUUUCUAAUGAGCUAUUUUUACAAUAAAAGUCUUUUCUUUGAGUUCAA
Pseudophryne corroboree (corroboree frog) is the source of this 1538-nucleotide messenger RNA. RefSeq names its product transmembrane emp24 domain-containing protein 10-like. The record is from RefSeq and is a predicted model, not a curated record. Gene Ontology annotation, cellular component: COPII-coated ER to Golgi transport vesicle; endoplasmic reticulum; Golgi apparatus. NCBI's taxonomy places the organism in Eukaryota, Metazoa, Chordata, Amphibia, Anura, Myobatrachidae. Gene Ontology annotation, biological process: intracellular protein transport; endoplasmic reticulum to Golgi vesicle-mediated transport; Golgi organization. The coding region runs from base 182 to 805 and encodes 207 amino acids. The transcript is spliced from 5 exons.